AUGGUGCUACUUGUUGGGGUGUUUGUGUGUGUGGCACUAUUUGUGUUGCAAACGUUUCAUUUGCGGUACGUGUCUUUGCUAUGGCCGGUGGACAUUUUGACGAUCGAUUAUCCCGCACCCAGUUUACAAAACGAGGUGUUUUCGCUUAUCGAUCAAAUAGAGCCCGGUAAUUUGGAUUCCAACCUGCGCUCUUUUGCGGCAGAGUACCCCAACCGCGAGUUCAAUUCUCGACAGGGCGAGCUGUUUGCGCUGAAAGUGUACGAUUUACUAAGCGAAAUGGGCGUCGCUGCCAGCAUCUAUCCUCACGCGCAUUGGAAACAGCCGUCUGUGAUUGCCAAGUUACCGGGACAACGCGAGUCCAAAGUGGUGAUCGGGUGCCAUUUGGACUCCAUCAGUCUGGUGCCUUUCACUGGCUCGCCCGGAGUGGACGAUAACCUGUCGGGAGUGGUCACACUGUUGGAAGCCAUACGAGUGCUCCACCAGUCGAGCCUGGACCUGGUCCAAACCGUGGAAUUCCACUUCUACGCGGCAGAAGAGCCCGGCAUGAAGGGCUCGCUCGAAGUGCUCUCCAACUAUUCGAACGUCGUGGCGUUCCUCCAACAGGAUAUGACCGGGUACAUUGGGACUGGAACGCCACACCUGGGGCUGGUGACAGACUACGCCUCACACUCGUUGUCCGAAUACGUCAAGCAACUGAUAAGCACCUACUGCACUGUUCCUUACCGCGAGACACAAUGCCGGCGUAUUUGUUCCGAUCAUUCUGCAGCCCUGUUGAACGGGAUCCCCGCCGUGUACGUGUUGGAGUCGGAGGUGGCAUUGUCGAACCCUUACAUUCAUUCGCGCAAAGACACGGUUGACAGACUGGACAUCAGCCACAUGACAGAGCACGUCCGGCUGGUGGUUGCCUUUUCCACCGAGAUCGGCAUGUUGCAGACCCUGGUGUCAACAAAAGAUCAGCAGUUUCGGUUCAAACUCGCCGAUCUGGUCAUUCUAUCUGCAACUACAGAUACACUGCAAUUCUUGACACUAUGUGUGAUACUUUCCGGAACAAUUGCCACUUUAGUGCUUUUCCUAAAGUCCGGGAGUCACAAGAAUACGAUAAAUUACCCCAUAAAAAUUAGUGGGGUAAUCGGCACGAAAAAGUAUAAAUACCGGGGGGAGGACUGA
Ogataea philodendri is the source of this 1167-nucleotide messenger RNA. RefSeq lists its product as uncharacterized. Gene Ontology annotation, biological process: proteolysis. The transcript has a single exon. Bases 1 to 1167 code for a protein of 388 amino acids. Lineage: Eukaryota; Fungi; Ascomycota; Pichiomycetes; Pichiales; Pichiaceae. Gene Ontology annotation, molecular function: metalloexopeptidase activity. The record is from RefSeq and is a predicted model, not a curated record.